CAGUCAGGCAGCAAGUGGCAUGGCAACAACAGCAACAGUACCAGCGCUGUCCAACACCGCACGAUUUCUUCCCGAGAAAAUGGAAAUGGAAACGGUGUGCUGAUUGUGAUUAACUCCCUUUUUGUCGUCCAAAAGUGCCGUACGAGAAUGUUUUAAGCCGCCAACCAUUCCGAGACAAAAUCGUUAAUCUAUUUAGUUAUUAACUGCAUACGAGAAUAGCGCAAAAAGCACCAAAAUUCAUUAAAAUCCCGAACCUCAAGCCAACCAUUUUUUUGAAACCAGUGUGUCGUAGUGUCCACCGUAUUGUGGUGUUGGUGCGUGUGUGCUGCGUGUAUGUUCGUAUGUGCGUUUUUUAUGUGUGUGUGUGUGUGUGCGAAAUCGAGAAUAGAAAGAUGUGCGAGCUAUAGGCUAUAAGCUAUAGCUAUAGCUAUUUAACACACGCGAAUAUAAUCGAGCGAGUAGCACCCUAGGACCGAAACCGAGAAUUAUCAUAGAAGCAUCCCCGUUCAUCGUCAGGAAUUUCAAAUCCGCUAAAUCCAAGACCAACAAAAUGCAACCCUCACCGCUUCACUAUUCAACGAUGCGGCCGCAAGCGCCCGGAUCGCUGGUCGAUCCCAACGAGGAGGAGCUACUCCAGGCCCCCUGGUACUGGGGCCGCAUCUCCCGUGAGGAGGCCAAGGGCAUACUGCACGGCAAGCCCGAUGGCAGCUUCCUGGUGCGCGACGCCCUCUCCAAGAAGGGCGAAUACACCCUCACCCUGAUGAAGGACGGCAGCGAGAAGCUGAUCAAGAUCAGCCAUAUAGAUCGCAAGUACGGCUUCAUAGACACCAUGACCUUCAAUUCGGUGGUGAUGAUGAUCAACUACUACAAGGAGAACUCGCUGAGCAUGUACAACAAGGCGCUGGACAUAACGCUGAGUAAUCCGAUAGUGCGAACCUGCGAGUACGACGACUCCCAGCCGCACGGUGACCUCAAGCUGCUCAGCGACGAGUUCAUCCGUGUGUCCAAGAUGCUCCAGACCUUGGAACAGACGCUGGAGCAGAAGCGCAACUCGUUCAAUGCGAUACGCGAGGAGCUGCAGGAGAAGAAGAUGCACCAGACCGUCUUCAUCAAUGCCGAGAAGAUGAUACGGAAUCAGAUCAAGCUUAACGAAUCCUUCAUGAAAACGGCCAACGACUCCAAGUCGGCGGAGGCCGGCGGCGACAAUGUCCAGGGUGUUCAGGCUCGGUCCAGUCUCUUGGAGAAUCAGCAUCGACUGCUCCAGAUACUGGAGAUCAUUGAGAACAAGCUGCAGGCCCUCAACAUCUACAUGGAGGGCAAGAAGAAGGAUGAACUGUUGCUGGAACGCCAGAUCAAUGCCACCAAGCCGGAGCUUCAGGCUUUGCAGUUUCGGAAGGACAAAUUCAUUGAACGUCUGAAGAACCACAAUCUGAAGGAGGACGACCUGAAGACGAUCCUGGAGAUGGGCUUUGUCAAGUGGCUGCGACACCAUGAAACGGCUUCCAAUCAGCCGCACAGCAACGAGGCGUUGUGGCUACUCAAGGAUGCCAAGCGGCGGGAUGCCGAAGAGCGGCUUAAGGACGCACCGCCCGGCACUUUCCUCAUCCGGGUAAGGGACGCCGGCAACUAUGCCCUGUCCAUUGCCUGCACGGUGAAGGAUACCAAUACGGUGCAGCAUUGCAUCAUUUAUGAGACAGCCACUGGAUAUGGAUUCGCUGCUCCGUACAACAUCUAUCCAACGCUGAAGAAGUUGGUGGAGCACUAUGCCAACAACUCACUGGAGGAGCACAACGACACGCUGACCACGACGCUGCGCUGGCCGGUGCUGUUCUGGGAGCAAAACUCCCAGCACAUUCUGGCCCAGCUGCAGGAGGAGGCGGAGCUGGAGCGAGAGCAGGCGGCCAGCCUGAUGCCGCCGCACUUGGGGAUGAUGGGCAGCAGCAGUGCUCCGAUACCGACGAGUCGGUCCAGGACGACGAGUCACGACCAGGUGGAUGGUAUGGCGGGUAGCCAGGAAACUGAUACACCGCCCGCCUCCAUUUCGCCCUCGAACUUUAGCACUUCGCAGUAGGAUGCCCCCGCCCCCCCCCCAAUCUCCCCCAGGCCCUCCACCUCAGGCUAGCUAUCUUAUCUCUCUAACUCUUGCUCCCCCCCCCCCUAACUCUCUAUAUACAUAUAUCUCUCGAUAUCUGUACCAGCGAAUGCGGUCCAAAUGGUAGUUUAGACUGUAAACUAUAAAGCUAUCUCUGAUGAUCGAAGAACUAUCAUUCUUGAAAAUCUAAUCAGUUUCUGAUCAAAAUUAAGACAUAUUACCCAUCAUAGCCAGUGUUUUUCAAAAAAAUUUUCUUUUGAAAAAGAUAUCGUAAACCUUAAAUGCAAUAUCCGGUUUUGCAGUUUCUAUUAUUUAGACCGCAAUCGCAGUAUGUGGAUCAUAAAAUUAUUGAAAACUAUUUUGUGUGUGAUGAUAUGGAUGGCGCUGGCAGUUGAACUGUCCAAAAGUAACAGCGCCCUUCCCCUCAGAAUCAGAAGGCUCCGGAAACCGGAAACUAGAAAACCGGAAACCGGAUAUGGAAAAAUGAAAUAUAACGAGUAACAUGUUUUUUUGGGUGAUCAAUGUUAAAUGAUGAUGGCGGCUUGCUAGAAGCCACCUUGUCGAUGAAACGAAACAAUUUUUUCUAAUUGAGAAAGAAAUCUUAUUAAUUAAUUACGAUUAAUUUUUUAUAUUCAUACACAUACACAUACACGUAUAUAUGUAUAUACAUAUAUCUGUGUAUAUUAUAUACUUUGUAAUAAUGCAUUUCGCGUGAUAAUUGAUAAGUCAAGCUAUCUAUCUGUUGUUGUACCAACUCCACACCUGCUCCAACUCCACUUUCCCCCAAAAGCCCCACAUCCCACAUCCCUUGCAAUUAUUGUUAUCACGCUGCGCGUUGUCAUAAGGGAGGUGGGUUGGUGAGUGGGUGGUAAAGUGGGUGGCUAACAAAGGAGCAGGAGUGUGACUGGAAAUCGUGAAGAAAUUUUCUGCAUUUCUUCAACACAAUUUUGUCGUGUUCAUGUAAAUAUUCUAAAAAGAAAGAAAGAAAAAAAUAAUCGAAACAAAGGAGCAACCGCAUACGUUUUUGCGAAAUCAGGUUAAGGUUUUGAUAACCGCCCCACA
This is a messenger RNA of Drosophila bipectinata, 3154 nucleotides long. It is a transcript of the gene Pi3K21B, whose product is annotated as phosphatidylinositol 3-kinase regulatory subunit alpha. Gene Ontology annotation, molecular function: 1-phosphatidylinositol-3-kinase regulator activity; guanyl-nucleotide exchange factor activity. Gene Ontology annotation, biological process: regulation of GTPase activity; insulin receptor signaling pathway; cell migration. Gene Ontology annotation, cellular component: cytoplasm; phosphatidylinositol 3-kinase complex. The record is from RefSeq and is a predicted model, not a curated record. NCBI's taxonomy places the organism in Eukaryota, Metazoa, Arthropoda, Insecta, Diptera, Drosophilidae.